UCCGGCGGUGCCUAUAGCCUACAGAAAAUGACUAGCGGCGACGAGGUCGGGAGCAAUUCGAGGAAACCCGUACCCAAACCCGAAAUGGCGACCGGCCAGACCCGAGCGAAGAGCCUGGAUGAUCUGCCCCCGGCACUCCUCGCCACCAUCAUGGCGAAGCUUGACGUGGCAUCGAUCUUCUCCGCCGCCUCCACGUGUACGGCCUUCAGGGCCUGCGCUUCUCAGCUCCUCUCCUUCCUCCCCACCAUCCACCUCCUCGACAUUGCUCCUUCUAUGGAUUUGUUGCGGCCUCUGUUGGGGCCGCCGAACCCUUACCUGAGGAGCCUGAAGGUCGACUGUGAUAGGCUCAAUGAUUCGGCGAUAGAGCUCUUGCUUCGUCCUCCAGCGCACGAGCUUUGUCUGCUCAAUUGCGUCGAUUUUAGCGGGAAGCUGCUUUCCGAGGUCGGCAGGCGAUGCCGGGAUCUGAGGUCUCUAUGCUUGGGUUCAGUGGCCGAAAAAAGAGGGCGGGCAAUUCAUAUUUCUGAUCUGGAGGAGUUGCUCAUUGGUUGCACUCAACUAGAAGCACUGAUCCUGAUGUUUGAUGUUUCGUCACUUAUUGGUCAUAAUUUUGCUCGAGUUUGGCCUUUGGCUUCUGAAAAACUGACUUCUAUUGAGAUCGGCUACAUUUCUUCAGUAGCAGUGACUGAGAUGCUUAGCCCAAAUUUGGGACCCCAUCAAUCGCCAAAUCAUAUCCGACCAUCCAUAUUGCCAAGCAUUCAGAAAUUGUGCCUAUCAGUAGACUGCAUAACUGACACCAUGGUUAGUACAAUAUCUGAAGGUCUCGCCUCCUUAACCCAUUUGGACCUUCGUGAUGCACCCCUCAUGGAACCAGGAAUUGCACUGGAUUUGACCAACUUUGGCCUUCAACAAAUUAAUCAGUACGGGAGACUGAAACAUCUAUCACUGGUCCGGCGCCAGGAGUUCCGUAUCACCUAUUUUAGACGAGUAAAUGAUCUUGGAGUCCUCUUGAUGGCUGAAAAGUGUACUAACAUGGAAAGCAUAUAUCUUGGUGGCUUUUGUCGUGUUACAGACACAGGUUUCAGAACAAUCUUGCAUUCAUGCUCUAGAUUAUACAAGCUUAGGGUGUUUCAGGGGACCCAAUUAACUGAUCUGGUUUUUCAUGACAUCUCUGCAACUUCACUUACUUUGACACACGUUAGCUUGAUAUUUUGUAAUCGUUUGACCAAUCUUGCUGUAAUGAAUUUGGUAUCCAACAAGGAUCUUAGAGUUCUUGACCUUAGAAAUUGCAAAAACCUUGGGAAUGAAGCCCUUCGAGCCAUCGGCAUUCUUCCUCAAUUGAAGAUUUUACUGUUGGAUAACACUGAUAUAACUGAUGUGGGAUUGUCAUACUUAAGACAGGGAGUUAUGUGUUCAAUUGUUACAUUGUCCAUUAGAGGGUGCAAGAGACUUACAGAUAAAUGCAUUUCUGCAUUAUUUGAUGGUUCACACAAGACGGAGUUGCGAGAAUUGGACCUAUCAGAUAUUCCUAACCUUUCUGAUAAGGGAGUUUUGUUACUGGCAAAAAGUCGGGUUCCAUUCUCUGAACUCCGAAUGCGGUGUUGCCCGCUCAUAGGUGACACUGCUCUCAUGGCAUUAGCCUCGAUGCUGGUUGAUGAGGGCAGAUGGCUUGGUAAUAGCUUGAGGUUGUUGGAUCUAUAUGACUGUGGUGGCAUCACACAGCUUGCAUUCCGUUGGUUAAAGAAACCGCACUUUCCAAGUCUGAGAUGGUUGGGAGUUACGGGAAAUGUGAAUAGAAAUUUGGUAGAUGCUUUAGCUAGGAGUAGACCAUUUUUGCAUGUGGAAUGCCAUGGUGAGGAGCUGGGGGCUGAUGCCACUGAUCAGUGGGAUUGCUCGGAUAGUUCAUACGUCCAUGACUAUGAUGAGGUGCAUGACUACGAUGAGGUGGAUGAACUCGAACAGUGGCUGCUAGAAGGUGAGGGCGAGCUUGUUGAUGAAGAGAUGGGAGAUGCUGAAUUGGUAGAGUAACUUGCAAGAUAUGUUUUUAUCGUGUAUUUUUACAUGCUUGUAACAAUUUCGCUAGCUAGUGUUGUUGAUAUGUAGAGAUGUAACUCUUUUUAUCAUGACUUGUGGUUAGAGUUCAGAAAAUUUGAUAUCCUCCUGACUCAACUA
Messenger RNA from Alnus glutinosa, 2169 nucleotides. Its product is annotated as F-box/LRR-repeat protein 10. The transcript is spliced from 4 exons. Lineage: Eukaryota; Viridiplantae; Streptophyta; Magnoliopsida; Fagales; Betulaceae. The record is from RefSeq and is a predicted model, not a curated record. The coding region runs from base 28 to 2025 and encodes 665 amino acids. Gene Ontology annotation, molecular function: protein binding. Gene Ontology annotation, biological process: SCF-dependent proteasomal ubiquitin-dependent protein catabolic process. Gene Ontology annotation, cellular component: SCF ubiquitin ligase complex.